CUUUGCGAUUUUCACAUCACGACAACUGAUACCUCCGUCCCGAAGGCCAUUCGACUUAUGAGCGCACCGCCAGCCAGCACGAAUCGGGCACCUCGAGGCGGAAAGGGGGGUGGUUAUGGUCGCUUCAAGGCCAACAACCAGAAGUUCGGUACUCCCUUGCCGAUCCUUUUGCCGACCUCGCCUCUCCAUCCCGACUACAUCGAGCCGCCUUCAAGAGACUUUGGCGGUCCUGCAGAGACGAGUUCGUCAGUGUCUCACGGCUUGACCUACCUUUUGAAGUCGUACCUGUACUCGACCGGACCCAUUCGACCGCAGUGCACCGGAACAUACGAUCCUCUGACUCGGUCGGUAUGGGUCACCAAUAAAGCGGACCGUGAGAUCUUGUUCGAGAGGGGGUUCUUUGGCAAAGGAAACUUGAGUCGUAGCGAUCUAAGUUGGGCGAUCAGACGGGCCAAGGCUUUGGAAGGAGAGCGCGACGGACGAGGGUUGACAUCGGAGGAGGUGACAGCACUACGAAGAAAAGAGCGAAAACAGUUCAAGAGAGACCGAGCUCAGGCGAUGUUAGAUGCGUCACUAGCAGCAGAAGCAAUCUUGACGGGGAAGACCUUGGCAAGCACUUCUGCUGUCAAUGACAAUCAUACAGAUCAGGCUGGGGAAUCUCUUCACCGGGUUGAUUCGACCACCCCUUCGGUCCAGUCGACGUCGGCAUCAACACCGAAGGCGGGACCGCGAGCGAAUGUGAUGACGACGGUCAAUUCGACCUUUAUCCCGACCGUGGAUGAAUACGCACAUGUUCUGCCUGAAGGAGAGACUCGUCUGACCCCUCAGACAUUUCUGGUGCGACCGACCAGACCAGAUCAGCGAGUCGGGAAGAAGAGGACACCGGCUGCCGCCCCAGUCGAUCAGACGGUUGUGGGCGAACAGUCUGCUGCUACCGGCCAGCCGAUAGCACACGUCGAAAAGGCAGACGAGAAGCCCGCUCGAGAACCGCUCCCACCCAUCGAAGUGCAAGACUUUGAGCACUUGCAGCUCAAUCUCGAAGAGGCUUUCUUCUUGUCCUGGGCUAUAGGAUGUCUCCACGUGGUUCAUCCAAAGACUGGUGCCGUGAUUCCUCCCCGUGACCUGUUGCGGACGGCUCUCGAGCUACCGUACCCUUUAAGGAACCUCGGUCCUGCCAGGUCUGCAGCCGACGAAAUCGCUAUGCGUCCCGACAACCCGUUCUUGGUGUCUUAUGUCGCAUAUCAUCACUAUCGGUCACUAGGUUGGGUCGUCAAGACUGGUAUCAAAUUCUGCGUCGACUGGCUGCUAUACAAAAGAGGUCUGGUAUUCAGCCAUGCCGAAUUCGCUGUACUGGUCAUGCCGCACUAUGCAGAUCAGGUUGAGGCGUCAAAAAGUCCCUUUGCACUGCCCAACGACGGCGCGAUGACUUGGCAAUGGUUGAACACGGUCAAUCGAGUCAAUACGCAAGUGAAAAAGACCCUGAUUUUGUGCUACGUGACGAUACACUCGAACGACACGGUGACGGCAAAGGAUUUGGAGAACCCGGUCAAUCUGCUCGGACGAUACAGCGUCAGGGAAGUGACUAUUCGUCGCUUCGUUCCCGCCCGGAUGAGGGAUUAGGGCCUGUGCGGGGCGACGGCAAGGUCAGGGUGGUUUCUCGACCACCGUGUAUCGAGCACGAAAUCCGCGUUUGUUUCUUACGAGAAAUCUCAACCGCGCCUGACAUAGAGUCUGCGCGAAUGUAAUGCAGCGAAGACAUACCAUACUGUAUGCAACGAAUUCCGUGUGCCAAGCAAGUACCAUGCGAUCUUUCAGGAAAGGUUGACUUUGCAGUAACAGCAACGAUGUGUGACUCGAAUGCGAGUUUUACGAUCUUACAUUUGGAUCCACCGGUUGUACCACAAUUCCGAGGGUUUCUUUUGUUCCUGUCA
This is a messenger RNA of Filobasidium floriforme, 1931 nucleotides long. Its product is annotated as tRNA-intron endonuclease. Gene Ontology annotation, molecular function: tRNA-intron lyase activity; nucleic acid binding. The transcript is spliced from 5 exons. Gene Ontology annotation, cellular component: tRNA-intron endonuclease complex. Gene Ontology annotation, biological process: tRNA splicing, via endonucleolytic cleavage and ligation; tRNA-type intron splice site recognition and cleavage. NCBI's taxonomy places the organism in Eukaryota, Fungi, Basidiomycota, Tremellomycetes, Filobasidiales, Filobasidiaceae. The record is from RefSeq and is a predicted model, not a curated record. Bases 58 to 1620 code for a protein of 520 amino acids.